Drosophila virilis is the source of this 1955-nucleotide messenger RNA. The record is from RefSeq and is a predicted model, not a curated record. NCBI's taxonomy places the organism in Eukaryota, Metazoa, Arthropoda, Insecta, Diptera, Drosophilidae.
GAUGACGUUCCCAGGGACAGCCAUAAGUCGACGAUAGUCAAAGUGAGCGGUCAACAACUUGGAAGUGAACAUAAACUGUUUAAAGUGCACAAAUCUAAAAACCAGUGAAAAAACUUAUAAACUAAAACACAACAUAGUGCUGACAACCUGUCAAAAACAAAACCUAAAGUGUAACCAAAAAGCGGAACCAACAUACAUAUUCAUAAAAUCAACCAACAGCAGCCAAAAGCCUCGAUCAACAUGAGCGGAGCACGCAGCGAAAACAACGCCACAAUACCAUACAUUGUCGUCCCAAAAGUCCAAAAUGUGGGUAGACUCGUUAGAUUGGCUGAAACCGAAGUUGGAGAAGAUGGAUUCUACACCAGGCCUGACGAAAUCAGAUUUGUAUGUACCACAAUGGAAAAGCACGAAGCCCUUCUAAAACUCCGCAGCCGCCUACAUAAGGAUACAUACACAGAGGAGAUUCAACAAGAGCCUCAAAACUACAAGGUCACCAUUAAAGGCCUACACCCAAACACACACCCAAAAUGGAUACUACCAAGACUCGCCCAACUUGGGCACAAAGUAAUCGCCAUAAGCAACAUAAGAGCCCACACAACCCAACGCCGAACAUCCACCUACAGUGUUGAACUGAAAGUAAAGGAAAACAACCAAGACAUACUAAACGUUAAUCAAAUCGGAAACCGCCAAGUUAGCAUCACUAAAGCCACCCCCAUUAAUGAGAGCAUAAACCAAGGCGGAAGACUCCAAAUACACCAGCAGCCAUCACACAACAAAAUGGCCAAAUUCCAAACACACAGAAGACAAAUGCGACAACUGUGGAGGCGAUCACAGUACCUUAUGGAUAGGAUGCUACAUAUGUAUACCAAGAGGCACUGCAAAAAUUACGUGAAGACACCAACCCACCCAAGGAACCGCCAACAUCAUCACUACCACCAUCACCACCUAAACCAUCAUCACUUUCACCACCAAAAUGCAGCACAACAAAGAACAGAUGAGGCCAACAGAAAUGAAGACCAAACCGAAAAUAAUAUUGAACUCUAGGAGGGUAUUCCCAUAAUAAGACUACCAAAUAGCUAGCCUAAGAAAACAAAAUAAAGUUAAAACAAACAUAUAUGAUAAACUAGCAACUAAGUAACUAAGAAAUAAAAAAUAAUAAACCAUAUUUUCCACUUACACAAACUUACCUGUAUAUACCAAAAUAGCCAAAAUAAAACCAAGCUGAAAAACAGCACAAAAUAAUAUAUUAACAUUAAACCAUACCAAAAUAAAACUAAAUCUAAAAACCAAAAUCAAAUAAAACAAAUAUGUUAAGACUAUCAAAUAUAACUAGCCUAAGAAAUUAAAAUCAAAUAAGAACAAAUAAAUAUGUUAAGACUAGAAACUAAGUAACCCAAGCAACUUAAACAAAAAAAGAACAAACAUACAAAUCAACUAGAAACUAAGUAACCUAAAGAAUAAAAUAAAAACAAACCAUAUUCAACCUAUACAAACUUACCUGUUUAAACUAAAAUUAAAAAUAGCCAAAAAUAAACGAAGCCAAAACAAAACCAAGCUGAAGAACAGCACACAAAAUAUGUUAACACUAAAACUAUACCAAAUAAAACUAAAUCCAACACCAAAAACAAAUAAAACAAAUAUGCUAAGACUAUCAAUUAACUAACCUAAGAAAUAAAAACAAAAUAAGAACGAACAAAUAUGUAAAAACUUCUAAAUAACUAGCCUAAGGAACUAAGCAAAAUAAGAACAAACAUACAUGUUAAGACCACCAACUAAACAACCUAAGAAACCUAAUAAAAACAAAUCAUAUUCAACAUAUACAAACUAACCUGUUUAAACUAAAAUUAAAAAUAGCCAAAAAAGCAAACGAAGCCAAAAAUUAAAACUAAGCUGAAAAGCAAGACAAACUCAUAAGUAAACAUUAAACUGUACCAAAAUAAAGCUAAAUACAAAAA